Molecule: messenger RNA, 1969 nt
Organism: Panonychus citri (citrus red mite)
Lineage: Eukaryota; Metazoa; Arthropoda; Arachnida; Trombidiformes; Tetranychidae
Product: cell adhesion molecule DSCAML1-like
Exons: 2
Biological process (GO): cell-cell adhesion; axon guidance
Cellular component (GO): plasma membrane; axon
Molecular function (GO): protein binding
Source: RefSeq, a predicted model, not a curated record
AAAUGGUUCAAAGAUUCAACUCCAAUUGAUAAAGUCGAUCCCUCGAGAUAUUCAAUCACCGAUGCUCCAAAUAAAGAAGGAACUAAAAGUAUCAUGACCGUUUCAUCAGCUGAUGUGAAAGAUGAUGGACUUUACCAUUGUUUUGCUGAAAAUUCGUUUGGAAAAGAUGAGAGGAAAAUUCGAGUAACCAUAAUUGAACCUCCACCUGCACCUACGAAUUUCGCUGUUCAGCAAGUUUGGUCUCGAACUGUUCGAGUUUCUUGGUCUAAACCAUUGGAUAGUAAAACAUCAAUUCUCAGCUAUUUGAUUAGAUAUUGGAAAGUUUCAUCAACCGGUGUUAACGAUCGUCUCAAUGAAGUCAAUGUUUCAUCAUCUCUAUCAGUUCACCUGGUUAAAGAUCUUGAACCAGGAAGUCAUUACGAGGCUUCAAUAAUUGCAGUCAAUGAAGUUGGAUUAGGACCAGCAUCGGCUAAAGUGACAUUCAUCACCGGUGAAGAAGAGCCCACUGGAGCUCCAGUUGAUCUUCAUGUCAUUUCAAGAGGACCAACAACAGCUCGAAUAGCCUGGCGAUCGCCUCUAAGAAAUACUUGGAAUGGUAAAUUGCUUGGAUUUUACGUUGGAUAUCGACUAUUUGAUAAUUACAAGACUCCACAUUCAUUUCGAACGGUAUCAAUGAUCCAAUCAAAUGCUUCUCAUCAUGAAUAUUUCUUGUCAUCUCUGCUCAAAGGAUCCAAAUAUUCAAUCAUUGUGAAAGCCUACAAUUCUGCUGGAACUGGACCGGAAACUCAAGAGGUCACCGUUGAAACUUUAGCUGGUGAUGUACCACCAUCACCUCGACUAUUUGUUUCAUCAGCGACAAUUGACUCUAUCACUUUAGGAUAUUCAAUUCCUUUGGCUGGAUCUAAAAUACAGAAUCUUGAUCUACAUUUCAAGGAAGGCGAUGAUGUCACUUGGCGGGAAAUGGACUUCUUUGUCGAGAAUAAAGAAUCUGGUCAAUAUACUUUGACAUCUCUUAAUCCGGACACUGUUUACACAAUUUAUCUAACUGCUACAAACGAAAAUGGCAUUUCUGAUCCAAGUCACAUUAUCAAAACACGAACCUUACGAAUACACCGAGAAACAUAUGCUGUUGGUUCAAUUUUCGAUCCAUCUAGUGGUGGUCAGUUCGGUGAUUAUCGUGAUUUUGUCUCAAUCUUAUCAAUCAUCAUCGCCGUGGUCAUUAUUGUCAUUGUCAUUGUUUUCGCUUUUGUUUAUGUGAGAAAAGUUCAACUCGACGCUGCAACCAAGCCCAAUUUUGAGUUCGCUUUGGCUACAGGAACUCUCCAACUAAACAAAUCGAUUCCUAACUUUGGGACUGAGAGACGAUUCAUCGACGGUGACAAUAAUAAGCCUUUGAUGCAUGGAACAAUCAACCUUGACCAUACUAAUCAAUUACCUGUUGCUUACUCGAAUUCACCACCAGAAAAUCGACAUUCAAAGAUGAUUGAUCCAACUCACGUAUAUGAUUGGCCUCGAUAAAUCAAUUGACUUAAUCGCCAAUUGAACUGCCAACUAUUCACAGUAACAGUAAACUUCCAAUUAGCUGUUACUUUAUUUACCCUUUUAUCAUUUACAAUUUUAAUUGUAUUGAAUUUCUUACAAUUAUUUAAGAUCUCAUUGACUUUCCAUCUUUUCAUAUUUAAAUUGUAGUUUUAAUCUUUGCACUUUUAUGCUUUUAGCUUGUUAAUUAGUUUUUACAAACAUUUGAAUUGUCAAGAUAGUUGAUGUAUUAACUGUAUCUGCGCCAAUUGAUAAUUUAGUCUAGAUUAAUUUAGUCAACAUUUAAUUAUCCAAUCGAUUUGACAUUUAAAUGUAUUAAUUAUCCAUAACUCAUUCAAUAUCUUGAACUUCAUAUGUUCUUGUCACUUGUUUGUUUAAUUUGCUCAAUUUCUCAUUUACAUUAAAUCCUUUCAUCUCCCAAUUAAUCAAA